Molecule: messenger RNA, 4080 nt
Organism: Triplophysa rosa
Lineage: Eukaryota; Metazoa; Chordata; Actinopteri; Cypriniformes; Nemacheilidae
Gene: upf1
Product: UPF1 RNA helicase and ATPase
Exons: 24
Coding region: 185-3487 (1100 amino acids)
Biological process (GO): nuclear-transcribed mRNA catabolic process, nonsense-mediated decay
Cellular component (GO): cytoplasm
Molecular function (GO): hydrolase activity; RNA helicase activity; DNA binding
Source: RefSeq, a predicted model, not a curated record
UCGAGUGGGAGUCGAAUCUUCUCCGGAACCGUUUGCUUUCAUUUCUGCACGAGCCUGUAGCGCGCCGUUUCCUUCUCGACGCUUCGUACCAAAACAAACGUCGCACGACGCGCUUCAAUCCCGCAUCUUCGAGGGAUUAUUCGGUGUUUUGUGUCAAACGGUGGUGAAUAAAGGUGGGAAUAAGAUGAGUGUGGAGGCGUACGGGCCGAGCUCACAGACGCUCACCUUCCUGGACACGGAGGAAGCGGAGCUGCUCGGGGCCGACACGCAGGGCUCCGAGUUUGAGUUCACCGACUUUACGUUGCCUAGUCAGACCCAGACGCAGGGCCAGACCCAGAGCCAGCUCGACAACCAGGUGAAUGGACCUGAUGGAGUUCUGCCCAAUGGAGAGGAUGCAGUGGUGAAGACCAGCCAACUUCUGGCCGAGCUGAACUUUGAGGAGGACGAGGAAGACACUUACUACACUAAAGACCUGCCGGUGCACGCCUGCAGUUAUUGUGGCAUCCACGACCCAGCAUGUGUGGUCUAUUGCAACACCAGCAAAAAGUGGUUUUGCAACGGCCGCGGUAACACUUCUGGCAGUCAUAUUGUGAACCAUUUAGUGAGGGCCAAAUGUAAGGAGGUGACCCUGCAUAAGGACGGCCCGCUGGGCGAGACUGUUCUAGAGUGCUAUAACUGCGGCUGUCGUAACGUCUUCCUGCUCGGCUUCAUCCCGGCUAAAGCAGAUUCUGUUGUGGUGCUACUGUGCAGGCAGCCGUGUGCCAGUCAGAGCAGUCUGAAGGACAUUAAUUGGGACAGCUCUCAAUGGCAGCCCCUCAUUCAGGACCGCUGCUUUCUGUCAUGGCUGGUGAAGAUCCCAUCCGAGCAGGAGCAGCUAAGGGCCCGGCAGAUCACAGCCCAGCAGAUCAACAAACUCGAGGAGCUGUGGAAGGAAAACCCGACGGCCACCCUGGAAGAUCUGGAGAAACCCGGAGUGGAUGAGGAACCUCAGCACGUUCUGCUGCGAUAUGAAGAUGCCUAUCAGUACCAGAACAUUUUCGGACCGCUUGUCAAACUAGAGGCUGAUUAUGACAAGAAACUUAAAGAGUCCCAAACUCAAGACAAUAUAACUGUCAGGUGGGAUUUGGGACUGAAUAAAAAGCGGAUAGCUUAUUUCACCUUGCCCAAGACGGAUUCAGGUGACAUGCGACUGAUGCAGGGUGAUGAGAUCUGUCUGCGCUAUAAAGGAGACAUGGCUGCACUCUGGAAAGGGAUCGGACACGUCAUCAAAGUCCCCGACAAUUAUGGUGAUGAAAUCGCCAUCGAGCUGCGGAGCAGUGCUGGAGCUCCUGUGGAGGUGCCCCACAACUUCCAGGUGGACUUUGUCUGGAAGUCUACAUCUUUUGACCGAAUGCAGAGUGCCCUCAAGACGUUUGCUGUGGAUGAGACGUCUGUGUCUGGCUACAUCUACCACAAGUUGCUGGGUCACGAGGUAGAGGAUGUCAUCAUCAAAUGCCAACUGCCCAAACGCUUCACUGCGCAAGGACUGCCAGAUCUCAACCACUCACAGGUUUACGCUGUGAAGACUGUUCUGCAGAGACCCCUCAGUCUGAUCCAAGGACCACCAGGAACCGGCAAGACUGUGACCUCCGCCACCAUCGUCUAUCAUCUGGCCAGACAGGGCAAUGGACCAGUGCUGGUGUGUGCUCCCAGUAACAUUGCGGUGGACCAACUAACUGAGAAGAUCCAUCAGACAGGCCUGAAGGUGGUGCGUCUGUGUGCUAAGAGUCGUGAGGCCAUAGACUCGCCUGUGUCCUUCCUGGCUCUGCACAACCAGAUCCGCAACAUGGACAGCAUGCCAGAGUUGCAGAAAUUGCAGCAGCUGAAGGAUGAGACUGGCGAGCUGUCGUCAUCUGACGAGAAACGAUACCGAGCUCUCAAGCGAACCGCAGAGAGAGAACUGCUCAUGAACGCAGAUGUGAUCUGUUGCACAUGUGUGGGGGCUGGCGAUCCUCGACUGGCGAAGAUGCAGUUCCGCUCCAUUCUCAUCGAUGAGAGCACCCAGGCCACAGAGCCCGAGUGCAUGGUGCCAGUGGUGCUCGGGGCCAAACAACUGAUUCUGGUGGGCGAUCACUGUCAGCUGGGUCCUGUGGUCAUGUGUAAGAAAGCAGCUAAAGCGGGACUGUCUCAGUCUCUGUUCGAGAGGCUGGUGGUUCUGGGUAUCAGACCCAUCCGUCUGCAGGUGCAGUAUCGUAUGCAUCCAGCGCUCAGUGCUUUCCCCUCCAACAUCUUCUACGAGGGAUCACUGCAGAACGGAGUCACUGCCGCUGACCGCAUCAAGAAAGGCUUUGACUUCCAGUGGCCUCAGCCGGAUAAGCCCAUGUUCUUCUAUGUGACUCAGGGCCAGGAGGAGAUCGCUAGCUCUGGAACCUCCUACCUCAACAGAACUGAAGCGGCUAAUGUGGAGAAGAUAACUACCCGUCUACUGAAGGCUGGAGCCAAACCCGACCAGAUCGGCAUCAUCACCCCGUACGAGGGCCAGCGCUCCUACCUGGUCCAGUACAUGCAGUUCAGCGGCUCACUCCACACCAAACUUUACCAGGAGGUGGAGAUUGCCAGCGUUGAUGCAUUCCAGGGCAGAGAGAAGGACUUUAUCAUCCUGUCUUGCGUCAGAGCUAAUGAACAUCAGGGCAUUGGUUUCCUGAACGACCCACGCCGUCUCAAUGUGGCACUCACCAGAGCCAGGUAUGGCGUGAUCAUCGUGGGCAAUCCUAAAGCUCUCUCCAAACAGCCUCUCUGGAACCAUCUGCUGAACUAUUAUAAAGAGCAGAAGGUCCUGGUGGAGGGACCGCUCAACAACCUGAGAGAGAGUCUCAUGCAGUUCAGUAAACCACGCAAGCUGGUGAACACCAUCAACCCUGGUGCCCGUUUCAUGAGCACUGCCAUGUAUGAUGCGAGAGAGGCCAUGAUUCCUGGAUCUGUGUAUGACCGCAGUAGCACCGGACGUCCAUCUAACAUGUACUUCCAGACCCACGACCAGGUUGGAAUGAUCGGCACUGGGGGGAACCCGAUGGGCUCCAUGAACAUCCCCAUCCCAUUCAACCUGGUCAUGCCACCCAUGCCUCCGCCCGGGUACCUGGGCCAGGUGAAUGGACCGGCUGCAGGUCGUGGUGCACCCAAAAGUAAGACCGGGGGCCGCGGAGGUCGUCAGAGGAACCGCGGCACAGGUAACCACGGUAGCGGGCAGGCCAACAUGCCGAGCAGUCAGGCGAGUCAGGACCUGGUGUCGCAGCCUUUCUCUCAGGGUCCUCUGACCCAGGGCUACAUCACCAUGAGCCAGCCGUCACAGAUGAGUCAGCCUGGACUGUCUCAGCCCGAGCUCUCACAGGACAGCUAUCUUGGCGAUGAGUUCAAGUCCCAGAUGGAUGUGGCGCUCUCCCAGGAUUCCACCUAUCAGGGUGAACGGGCUUAUCAACAUGGAGGAGUGACUGGACUCUCACAGUACUAGAGUGUUGUUGGAACAGGAGCUAGGCCUGUGCUGAGCUUAGUUCAUCAGCAUUUUAAAUAUGGGUAAAUAUAAAAAAAGAACAAACAUGGAUGCCCGUUUACCACUGUUACAACUGAAGCACCAUGAUGUGGGAGCAACAGGAGAGAAUCUAACCAAUCACAGGAGGGAGUGAAGCUGGACAGGAGGAGAAGAGAACGUGAGAAUGGAGGUCUACAUCCACCAUUCGUUGAGGACGGGGAGGAGAGGGGAGACGCAGUGUUAGGAGGAGACGAACCGCGAGAUCUUCGAUCUACAACUCCGCAACGUGGAGGAGGCUCCUAGAGUGCAGGGGCCCUCCCGGGCCCCUCUAUAUCUCUCUCUCUCUCUCUCUCUCGCCUCUCUCGCCUGGCUGUGAAACGCCAGCCUCAGGCCUUGCCCUGCCAACCAGAGACGGAGCAAAGAUGAAGUUCUCUUAAAACUACCUGCAAAAAACCACGCGUGCUCUGUCAUCUCCACGAGCUGAGAGAGGGGGUGACGUAUCUAAAAAUAAUUACAAACGCUUUUCAAGCAGCUGAUUUUGGGAAAAUCGAGUUCCCCUCAAAGUUGAGAUCUAA